GCUUCCCGCCGAAAUCAAGCUCUGAGUCAUCGGUGUGGGGCAUUCGUCCUCCCUGGCAGUUUGUUUUACGUCUAAAUUCGCGUCGGUUCUUAUUUAUCUCUCUGGCAAGGUCUGAAGACGGGCAGGAGAAUAACCUGUGUCAGCGUGUUAUGAUGCCGUCCCGUACCAACCUGGCUACUGGAAUCCCCAGUAGUAAAGUGAAAUAUUCAAGGCUCUCCAGCACAGACGAUGGCUACAUUGACCUUCAGGGGGCAGACCGGGCCGUUCCAGUCCUGAUCAUUGGCAUUCUGGUGUUCCUACCGGGUUUUUACCACCUGCGCAUCGCUUACUACGCAUCCAAAGGCUACCGUGGUUACUCCUAUGAUGACAUUCCAGACUUUGAUGACUAGCACCCACCUAAUAGCUGAGGAGAAGAGUCACAGUGGAACUGUCCCAGCUUUAAGAUACCUAGCAGAAACUAUAGCUAAGGACUAAGGAAUUCUGCUUGCAGAUGUUUAAGAAAAUAAUGGCCAGAUUUUAUGGGUCCUUCCCAAAGAUGUUAACUGAACCUACAGUAGCUAAUUAGGACAUGCUCUGUUUUUCAUCCCUUGGCCCUGGCAAGAGCUCCUGACAAGUUUUUCCACAGGAAUAUGUAUCAUGGAAGAAUAGAGGUUAUUCUGUAAUGGAAAAGUGUUGCCUGCCACCACCCUCUGUAGAGCUGAGCAUUUCUUUUAAAUAGUCUUCAUUGCCAAUUUCCUCUUGUAGCAAAUGGAAGAAUGUAGUAUGGCUAAUUUCUUAUUACUAAGUAAUUUAUUUUAAAAAUAUCUGAGUAUAUUAUCCUCUACACUUAUCCCUACCUUCAUGUUCCAGUGGAAGGCCUUAGUAAAAUCAAAGAUCGGUGAGUUCAUCUGUAAUGUUUUUUUUACUUGCUUUCUUAUUGACAGCAACCAGGAAUUUUUUUUUUCCUGCGGAGCAAGUUUUCAAAAUGUAAAUACUUUCUCUGUUUAACAGUCCUUGGCCCAUUCUGAUCCAGUUCACCAGUAGAUUGGACAGCAUACAAUUUGGAUCAUUUUGUCCCUUGUAAAUCAAAAUGUUCUGUAGAUUAUUCCUUUAAUGGCUGGACUUUUGGCUGUUUCCUAAUGAAACAUGUAGAUAAGUGGUUAUUAUUUCGAGUUUAUAACCCUAUUGCUAGCACCUUGUAUGAUGUCAUCAUUCUGCUCAUGAUUCCAAGGAUCAGCCUGGAUGCCUAGAGGACUAGAUCACCUUAGUUUGAUUCUAUUUUUUAGCUUGCAAAAGGUGACUUAUAUUCCAAAGAAAUUAAAACGUUGAAAUCCAAAUCCUGGAAUUAAAAUGAGUUAACUUUAAACAUUU
Molecule: messenger RNA, 1350 nt
Organism: Mandrillus leucophaeus (drill)
Lineage: Eukaryota; Metazoa; Chordata; Mammalia; Primates; Cercopithecidae
Gene: TMEM230
Product: transmembrane protein 230
Exons: 3
Coding region: 150-389 (79 amino acids)
Biological process (GO): synaptic vesicle transport
Cellular component (GO): synaptic vesicle; endomembrane system
Source: RefSeq, a predicted model, not a curated record